AUGAAUUAACAAAUACAUUUCAAAUUCAUACUGCAAUAUCUAGAGUUCAGCUCUAAAUUUGAUCAAUAAUAAUAUGAAUUAUCAAUCAUGUUAAAGAGAGGAACACUAGCUGCAUAAACUAUUAUAAGUAAAAUGUAAAUAAGAAAUCCUGAACGAACUUCUAAUAUGUGUAGAUUACCUAUUGAUCAAAUUGCAGAGUUUUAAUAAAAAAUGGUCAAUAAAGAUGGAGUCUAUAUUGAUUAUAAUGUAAUAUUCAAUCAUUCUAAUUUAGAUUAAAUUUUUGUUUUAUAUGGGAGGCAACCAACUUGGAGAUUGUCUAAUCAAUUUGGCAUACUUUCUUAAUGGUGAAAUAGAUUAAGAUCAAAAAGUCAAAAAGCCAUUAACAUCUACAACUGACAAACGAGCUGCCUUAUUAUUUAGAGUCAUAAGACAACCUUUGCAGUCUUAAUUUGAAUCUUAAGAAUAUCCUCAAGUUAAUGUACCAAUGCCAGUACCUACACAUACUCCAAUAUCUUAGUAGGUUCCAUAGACUGCUAGAAAUUCUAGUAGUCGUAAAAUGGAAUUUCCAAAUAGAACAACUAGAGCAAGGAGUUAAUCUCCUCCUAAAGAAUUUAAGAGUGCUGUACUUGUAACUAAAACAGAAGAAUAAACUACAUCAAUUAAAUAACCAUCUGAUAAUCUCACUUAAAAAUUCUUGUAACUUGGUGAGAAGUUUUCAUAAGAAAAAUUAUAAUAGGUUAUUCCUCCUAAUGAAGAUAAUGAUAAUUUCAAAGAAAUUACUGAAAUGCUUACUCAAUAAGAGGAAGAAUUGUAGAAAUAGAUUGAACAAUUAGAUAAUCAUAUUAAAAUUGAUUCUAAAUUGAGAAAAACAAACAAUUUUGAUAAUAAUAAUAACACAGCUAAUUUUGCAAAUACAAAUACUAAUAAUUAAGAACUAUAAUUAUUAAAAUAAAAAUAUUAAGAAUUAGAUGAAAAAUAUAAUAAAGCUUAGGAAGAACACUAACAUUUAAAAAGAAUCAUUAGAUAAAGUGGAGAAUAAUUAAAAAAAUAAAAUUAACUUACAUAAUCAGGAUAUAAAUAAUUAUCUGAUAAUGCUUUAAAUUAAUCUACAAUUUCUAAUUAAGAAUAAUUUGAAAGAACUAUUGAAAAGAAAAAUCAGAUAAUAAAAGAUUUAUCAAAUUAAAUAUUAGAAUUAGAAAAAAACACUAAAGCUACUGUUAUUGAACAAUUACGAAAUCAAAUUACUAGAUUAGAACAAUAAACAUAAGAAAAAUAAGAUUAAUGGUAGAUAUAAGAAAAAAUAUAUAAAGAAAAGAUUUUUUAAUUGUUAUAAAAUACAGAAUGA
Messenger RNA from Paramecium primaurelia, 1345 nucleotides. Lineage: Eukaryota; Ciliophora; Oligohymenophorea; Peniculida; Parameciidae. The record is from the annotation of a GenBank genome assembly.